Messenger RNA from Mytilus californianus (California mussel), 1798 nucleotides. RefSeq names its product cartilage matrix protein-like. The record is from RefSeq and is a predicted model, not a curated record. Bases 291 to 1547 code for a protein of 418 amino acids. NCBI's taxonomy places the organism in Eukaryota, Metazoa, Mollusca, Bivalvia, Mytilida, Mytilidae. The transcript has 7 exons.
ACAUAACAGAUUUCAGCUAAUUGAUUUCCAUUACAUGACUAAAUAGUCCAUUUUCCAACUGAGACGAGGGAAUUCCAGGAACUAUCAACCUGAUUUAUGUUAAUUAAAGCUGUUUCCGUGUAUUUAAAGCGGUAUGAUACAAUAUAAUUUCAAUAAGGCUAGUAAUAUUAUGAAUACAGUGCUUAAAUAAAACUAAAAUACCAUGAAAUUGAAAACUUAUUGAUGUAGAGAACAGCGAUGAACAAACUUGACAAGAAAUACAAUCAAUUUGACAGAGGCUUCUACACAUAAUGAGUCAAUUAAACUUAGUGGUGUUCGUUUUAUGUCUGUUUCAGACAUUUAUCUAUGGACAGCAGUAUAAAGAAUGUGGCGGCAAGCCAGCAGAUAUCAUGUUUGCUCUUGAUUCGUCUGCCAGUAUUCCAUUCAAGGAUUUCCAGAAAGAAAUAAACUUUACACAAAACUUAAUAAAAAUAUUUGAUAUUGGUUCAGACAAAACUCGAGUCGGGCUAGUUACAUUUAGUACAACAGUUGUCCCAGUACUCCGUGUUGGAGAGUUUGAAACUAAAGCGGAAAUUUUGGAAAAGACAAACGAAGUACAGUUUCAAGGAGGUAACACCAACACUGCUGAAGCUCUAAGUUACAUUAGACAGAAAGGUUUCAAGUCCACUGAGUCUGUAGAUCGACCUAGGAUAGCCAUAAUAUUGACGGAUGGUCAGUCAAAUGACGUAGUUCGGACAGUAACGGAAGCUGCAAAGACAAAAACAGCAGGGAUUACCGUAUUUGUCAUUGGAAUAGGGUCACAGGUAGAUGAACAUGAGCUUGAAGCUAUUGCAACCAAACCAUUGUCAACUUAUAUGUUAAAGAUUGGAAAUUUUGAUGCAUUGGAUUCAAUAAAAGAUGAACUUGCGAUUAAAGCAUGUGAAGUUGUACCCGUAACACCAGCGCCACCUACUGAACCCAUGAUGAAUGACGAUGAAGUACUGUAUGGAGAAGGCACAUGUUCUCCUUCCAAACCUAUGAGCAUUGCAUACGCAGUGGAUACCUCAUCGAUUGGUGCAGAGAAUGCCUACUUUGUGAUGGUCCUAAUAAAUAGAAUCGCAUCGCGGCUCCGAAUGGACAAGCAACAAAUCAGCUUAAGUGUCCUGACAAGUUCAUGUGGCCUCCAAACACAAAAUGGCGGCCUUAUCGAUCAUGUCCACGACCAGAACUCUUUACAGAACAGUCUUGACACCAUGACCUCGGCCUCUUUCCAAAGCAUACUUCGAGAUAUGAGACAGAAGAUUCAAUCGGACAAAGGUUUAAAGGUCGGCUUUAUCUUUCUAAGUCGACCGCUGAGCAAGGAAGAAUUUCACAAGUCUGAACUUGAAUCCAGGAGGGCUAAAUUUAAGAAAAUUCAUAUAUUUGUAGUAGGAAUUGGAUCACGCUUGGAUGAAUCGCAAGCUGUUGGUUUGACAGUGGAAAAGAAUCAUUAUAUGCAUACUGAUUCAUAUGAUACCCUUUAUGAGCUGGAAGGGCCUAUCUUGUACCGCAUAUGUAAAGUGAAUUAACAUCCAAGAUGCAUGCUGGAUACAUUAAAAAUACAGAGCAAACUGAUGCUAUAAUAAAUGGUAUACGAUUAUCAUAUGUAUAUUAUUUGGAAAUAAUAUAUAAAUUAUCUAUUGAUAACAAUAAUUUAAAAGGAGCAGUUGGUUUUUAUUUCUGUUGAAACUUGGAAGGUACUAGGAGGGGGGAUGUGUUGUACGCAAGACUUUAUUUUUAUGUUAUGAAAAAAAACAGAUAAUAAAACAUACUGAAGGAC